Aedes aegypti (yellow fever mosquito) is the source of this 2785-nucleotide messenger RNA. RefSeq names its product rhythmically expressed gene 5 protein (gene Reg-5). The transcript has 3 exons. The record is from RefSeq and is a predicted model, not a curated record. Bases 436 to 1359 code for a protein of 307 amino acids. Lineage: Eukaryota; Metazoa; Arthropoda; Insecta; Diptera; Culicidae.
GGCGGCACUGUUUAUUCGUACACGAUAGCUUGAGUAAAGUAGAUGAUCGCUCGCAAAAACACAAACGCAGUGAAGAGUGAGUUUGAUUCGAAACGAAACUGAUUGCAAGUGGAAGAUUUCCAACAGUUGAAAAAAAAAAAACGUUGUAAGUGAGAAAAAUUGGUGUGCAAAAUUGGAAGGUGAUUUGCUGCUGUGAAGCAAGUGAAAACGAACCGAUCAGACGAAAGUGGUGGAAAGCGCUCAAGAGAUUCCGGAAGGAAGUGAAGGCUGAUUUGAAUCGGUGAUCAGUGAUCAGCGAAGAAAUAACAUAAACAGCUGUGAACGUGGUCGAAGAAAAACGGUGCAACUCUUUUUUGGGGGGUUCAAAAAGUUUGAAGUUUGCCAACAAGCAAGUGCCAGAUUGUGUGAGCAAGAACAGUGCUCGGAGGUGAAAAUAUGGUUCGAAGUGCAGGAGUUGCUCUGGGGGUCGCCCUGAUGGCGAUGACCCUGCUGUCGCAGUGUUCCGGUUCCGCGAUCCCCAUGUGGGAAUUCCUGAGUCGGGGCGAAAAGAUGUCGCACCUGUACUCGAUGUUCGCCAAGCAAGUGUCCAGCUAUUGCAAGGGCUCGCAGGACAUGCCGACCAACAUGUGCAAGCGCAACCUCCUCAUGUACGGCAUCAACAAGCUGCAGGACAUGAACGAGUCGCAUCUGGACUCGAUGGAUCCGUACCAACGAGGCGCCCAUGAUAUAAUUUGGGACGCCAUGAUGGACGGCCACACCAAGAACGGCAAGAAGAAGAUUACGCAGACUACGGAAGGUCCGGCCCAGAUCGUCAGCGAAAGCCAGUACGAGCACAAUCCGCUGUUCGACGAACCGAAGCCACAAGCCGGUAGCAAACGCAAGCAGGACUCCCAGGUCGACAAAUUCGGCAUGGACUACGACUACAAUAAUGCUGCCACAGCUCAGGACCUGCAGUACGCCGAACCUCAGAACUAUCUGCCUCUGACCGGAGGCGCUGCCGGAUUCGACCUGUACCAGCGAUACCAGGGAGCUGCCUCAACCCAUUUCGACAAUCUGGCCCCGUACGAACAGAACACCAACUACCUGACCGGACCGAUGGUGGUGAUGGUACGACCUGAUGGCUCCGCCGUCGACGUUCCUCACCAGAAGGUCCUCCCCAAGGACGAUGACAUCAAGGAGAUGACCAUCGGCAAGGACAAGAUGCCCACUUUCCAGCAGAUCUACGACAGUCUCAAGCAGACUGAUGAAGUCCACGAUCAUCACACGGCUGCGUCGCCCACGACGGAAACUGCCGCUCCUGUACCCUCGGUUACCAGCUUCGUCAAGUCCUACCGGACCGAGUACAGGCCUCAGAACUAAGACCGCCCCCACAGGCAGCGGCAGCCCUUCAAACCCUUUGAUUGUGAUUUUACUUUAGUGUACUAAUACGACUACCUUUAACUCUAAAACAAAGCUACUACUAUCACUAGUACUAAUAAUCGAGGAGCUACGCAGGACUCAUGGUCACUCCAGCGACACUUUCUAGAAAGUUGUCGAAGUCACGCAAUAAUGUUUUAGUAGCGGUUAAGAGCGAAAGUCAAACAAGAUCGGACCCAGGUGAGCCGGUCUCAAGCUGUGGGCUGUGCCAAAGCUCGCCCUGGCCCGCCACAAAAGUCCGGGACCCCAGGAAGGAUCUCCGGCAGCCCAAGCUUCCCAAGAGACCGCGGCCCUCGGGGCUAGCACCGAUGUCUUACAUUCAUUAAUUCCUAAUAUAUUUAUAAAUCAUCGUCACUCAUUUUCAUUAUGUUAGUUUUGUUUUCUGUAUGCCAUUGAAAAUUCCGCUGGAUCAAGCUUACGGCUUGAGACCACGCGACCCCAUUUUGGCACAAUCCAAAAAAUUCGAAACCCUGGAGGAAGUGCCAUCAGAACACUCACGGACUGUAUGAGUCCUCGGCCCUUAUCAUAAAUGGAGACACAUACAGUGCCGUGUGUUAGUGAUUCGAACACUUCCUCGUAGAUAUCAAAAUUACCCCACUCGAAGUAUCCUUCGAGCCAAUGUGAUGAUCAAGAAAACACUAGAAUACAAUGAAAAUACUUUCCUAGCACGUAAGGCUUUGCUUUGUAAAUUAUUUGUUCUUCCGCUGUGUUUUUGUAAGCAAAAAACCACUGUAUUUAUGUAUAGUCUUAGUCGGAAAUGACAGCCAAUUUUAAGCAAAAUAAUUUUGUAUCAAAUUUUAGCGGACGAAACGGAAGUGAAGCGUGAUGUUAGUCGACAAUGCAACAAUCUAUCCACACAACAAAGAUCAAAACCUCUUAAACACACAAAUACACACAUAUAAUAAUACACAUUUUUCUCAGAAAUCGAGAACCAAAACCCCAGAACAAAAAACCGAAUCGAAUCUAACGCGCGUAGAAAUUUGGUACGAAAUCCAACGGUAUUCCAAAUUGUUUGGAGAGUUAAAGAAUUUAGUUGAGUAAGCGAUUUUAGCCGGUAAGGAAGCAAUAUCUCUCUUAGCUUGUAGGUUGACUUGAAUUGGUGAACUGUAGAAAAAGAAAAUUUCGUUUGAGCGGUGGGUGGUGCCACACACACGCACACAUACACGCUCGAUUUGAGGGUGGGGAACCCCUGAAACGAAGUAAGAACCAAGCAAAUGUGAUUUAAUGGAUAUAACCUUUUUCCCCACAAAUACACUUUUAGGCGUGUAAGAAAACGAGAGGAGAAUGAUAUUUUACUUGUAAAAGGAAAAACUUUUUUUUGUUGAAAUAUCAAAGUGAUGCAAAUAAAAUAAUAUAUUUCAAAAAUUAA